Ricinus communis (castor bean) is the source of this 1139-nucleotide messenger RNA. RefSeq lists its product as uncharacterized. Lineage: Eukaryota; Viridiplantae; Streptophyta; Magnoliopsida; Malpighiales; Euphorbiaceae. The record is from RefSeq and is a predicted model, not a curated record. The transcript is spliced from 4 exons. The coding region runs from base 1 to 996 and encodes 331 amino acids.
AUGGCUGAUAGUGAUAACCCAACUAAUAGAACCAGUAAUGGAGAUCCUUUUCUCCUUCAAGGUUUUGAUCAUCCUGGUAUGGUUCUGAUCGAUGAAGAUUGCUUUGGGAGCAAAAUGAAGCUGGGAUUUGUUAAUGGGAAGAUUCCUAUCCCUGAUGAAGAAAGUCUUGAAUUUGAAACUUGGACCAGAGUUAACUACAUGGUAACCUCCUGGAUCUUAAACUCCAUUUCUAAAGAGAUAGUUGAUGGUUUUCUCUAUACAACUACUGCAAAGGAGCUAUGGGAUGAGAUAGCAGAGCGCUAUGGAGAAAGUAAUGGGCCUCUCCUAUAUCAACUUCAAAGAGAAAUUUCCUCAGAUGAAUUUGCUUGUUUAUUGCCCUUGCCAGCUUGUUCUUGUGGUGCAUCAAAGGCUGUAUCUGAUCUGCACUCCAUGAAUAGGCUGAUGCAAUUUCUGAUGGGUUUAAAUGAUUGCUAUAAUAAUACCAAGAAUCAGAUCUUGGUCAUGGAACCUCUUCCCUCUGUUAAUCGUGCAUACUCUAUGAUGCUUAAUGUGGAAAAGCAGAAGGAGGUUCACAUCAAUUUCAAUGAGCAUAUAGAAGGAACUGGUUUGAUGGUUAAGACUCAAGGAAGUUCUCAGGAAAACCCUUUCUUUUCCAAGGUUCUUAGCAAGAAGGAUAAAGAAAAACAACAGUGUGAGCAUUGCAAACAGAAGGGUCACUUAAAGGAAUCUUGUUUCAAACUUCAUGGCUAUCCAGAUUGGUUCAAAGAGCUAAAAGACCAACAAAAGAAAGGAACACUGAAGGCUACAACUAACAUGGUUGAUAGUCCUUUAGACUAUGAUUCUGAAGGAAAGGAGGAAGGAAAGAAGAACAGGCAAGAUGACAUUGCAAGUCUGGUUCAGCAAGAAAUUCAAAGGCUGAUGAAAAGGAAAGUACUCACAGAAGGUAAUUUCAUGAAUCUUGCUAUGAUGGAUGGCUAUGCAGGACCUUCAGACUAAAACUAUACUGGCCACAGGAAAAGCUCUAGGAAGCCUCUACAUCCUGGAUACUCUUAGUUUUAAGAAUUCAAAGUGUAAUGUUUCAAAGUUAUUUUUAAAUUCUGAAAGAAACGUUCUACCUUGUACUGCAGUCAUCAAUAAAA